AUCUUUGAUAAAGAAUUUUAAAGUGUAUCCAUUAAAUACGACGUAAACGUCUGCAGGUCAAAACUAUUGUUUCCACGAGUUAACAUUUGAUCCUAGUGUAACUUUUUCUUGUUUUAACGCCGCCUGCUGCAAUGGGUGGCUGCUCCGCUCCAAAUUGCUCCAACUCAACCAGCGUAGGUAAACAGCUGUUUAGAUUCCCCCAAGACCCUGUCCGUAAGAAGAAAUGGGUCGUGAACUGUCGGCGUAACUUUGAACCAACUCCACACUCCAGACUCUGUCAGGACCAUUUUGAGCAGAGCCAGUUUGAGGAGAUAGCAAGGUCUCCUGCCGGGGGAAAGAAGCUGAAGCCCAAUGCCGUUCCCACUCUGUUCAGCUUUGGAGACCCUCCUUACCCUGCAGUCACUACUCCAUACAUCUUGCUGCCCAUGAAACCUGAACCAGUGGAGAAAGAGCUGAACUUCGGGGACCAUGGUUAUGCCAGACGCACCCCUCUACCUGGCCUGGAGGAGGAGGAGGAUGCCGACAGGACUGCCAGUGACCAGCAGCCCUGCACACGGUGUCAACUCCUUAAGAAACAGCUGGAGCAGGAGAUACAGCACACUGCGAGGCUACAGAAGGAGGCAGAGGAGAUGAAGAAGCGUCUGUAUCGCCUGGACCGGAUCGAAAAGGGUCUCCAGAACUUUCUGUCCGAGGACCAGAUUCGCACCCUGUCCCUCACCAAACGCUCCCGCCGUGCUGUCUGGUCUCCAGAGACCAUCCUGAAGGCCCAAAAGAUCCGCUGUGCAGUUGGCACAAAAGGCUAUGAGUACUUGAGAGAGCUGGGAUACCCUUUGCCCUCCUACCGGACUCUGUGUAACCGCCUUGAGACUAAGAUCAUGGUGACAACCGACAUGAGCUGUGAGAUGCUGGCGGAGCUGGGCCUGGGGCUCAUGGCCCCCUGUCACAGUCCCACAGAAGGCGUUGGGGACAAUGAUGAGGAGGAAUUGAUAGGGGUUUUGUCCUGAUUGUGGCAGUUUGCAUGACGUACUGAAAGGAAGAAUGUGCAGAAUUUGCUGUGUAAAACAUCUGCAGUAGUAACAUAAGAUGGCCACAUCAUGCUUCUAUCUCAUCUAUGAAUUACUUAAGCCUCAAUAUAAAUGUGUGCUGAGAUGACUCAUUUGAAUUGUCACCUGGCUGUGCUUGUGAUCUGCACCACUACGACUUGGAUUUGCUCGAUUGAGGUGAGAUGCUGAGGCUGGCAGUUAGCCUAGGUUUAUGCUGAGCUACGGCAUGUGCAGCAACAUGUGAGGAGAUGUAGGGUGUAGUCUGUGACAAAGUAGACUCCCACUGAAAAUGUGGGUUUGUGUGAAAAGUGUGGACAUAAUUUGCACAAAGCCUGUUGAAUUUGCUGCUUUUGUUUACAGCUGGUGUAACAAGCGUUCCACUGACAGUGUUUACAUGAACAGUUAAACCCUGGUAGUAUUCAGGAUACUCAAAUGUACUGAGAGCAGGUAAGCUCAUAUCCUGCGUUAGGUAGCUUGAGCAUUCUGAUAACCUAAGAACAAAAGUGGUCUACAAUGUAUCUUACACUAUAAACUGUUUCCUGUGCAUUAUGCAAGCUUUAUUUUUGUUACAGUUCACCCAAAAUGUUUAGCAUUUGAUGGUUUGUGUAAAGCAGUGGCACAAAACUGGGAUAAAUGUGAGCGUCCAGGAAGGUGUUUGCAUUGAAACACAAUCAGUGGGGUGUGGUCUGGAACCGUGCUGUUUGAAUUAACCUCCUCCGCAGCAAAUCAUUCAGAUGCUGUCACCAAAAUUGGGGUUGAUUCCUUCAUUCACGGAGCCUAUUUUGAUCACAUUUUCAAAAAUGAAAACCUUUGCUAUUUUUCCAGAAGGUUAGAAAUCAUAGACUGUAUUAGGGAGCUGUGUAGUCAGCAAGGACUUGAAAGUAAAACUCUGCAUUGGUUUCAUGUAAUUCUGCACUAGAUGGAUUGUAAAUUCAGUUGGAUAUUCAAGUGUUCACAUUUGCAUCAAAGUUGUGGUUACCUUAAAGGGUAUCACGAAAAAAGCUCAGGCUAGUCACAGUAAGUCACGUGACAUUCAAUAUCCAAAACACUGGCACUGUCAGAAAA
Messenger RNA from Chelmon rostratus (copperband butterflyfish), 2108 nucleotides. RefSeq lists its product as uncharacterized. Bases 132 to 1004 code for a protein of 290 amino acids. The record is from RefSeq and is a predicted model, not a curated record. Lineage: Eukaryota; Metazoa; Chordata; Actinopteri; Chaetodontiformes; Chaetodontidae. Gene Ontology annotation, molecular function: sequence-specific DNA binding. The transcript is spliced from 5 exons.